AUGAGGCAGCUGUCAGCUGGAAAGGCCAAUGUAGAACUCCUGGACGUAGCAGUAUUCCAGAGGAAAUCCUGGAUGUUUCCUCAGGAUCCAGAUGAAGACACUGAAUGGAAUGACAUACUGAGACAAUUUGGAAUUCUUCCUCCAAAAGAAAAACCAAAAGAUGAAGUUGAAGAAAGGGUUUUACACUUGAAAGAAGCAGAAGUGAAACCAUAUGAAAGAAUGAAUCUUGAAGAACUGCAGGAAGCUGAAGACGACUUUGACGAGGCUGAUAGGAAAGCUAUUGAAAUGUACAGGCAGCAACGCUUGAAAGAAUGGAAAUGUCUUCAGAGGAGGCAAAAGUAUGGGGAGCUAAGGGAAAUUUGUGGAGAGCAGUAUGUAAAGGAAGUUACAAAUGCUCCAGGGGAUGUUUGUGUUAUAAUUCAUCUUUAUCGGUCAAGCAUCCCAAUGUGUUUACUGGUUAAUGAACAGCUCAGCCUGCUAGCCAGAAAGUUUCCAGAAGUCAAGUUUCUCAAAGCUGCUGCAAACAGCUGCAUUCAGAAUUACCAUGACAGAUGUUUACCCACAAUACUUGUAUAUAAAACUGGUGAAAUAAAAGGCAGGUUCAUUGGAGUGGCUGAAUGUGGAGGAAUGUAUCUUAAAGUGGAAGAGCUUGAAUGGAAACUAGCAGAAAUUGGAGCAAGAGAAACUGAUUUAGAAGAAAACCCCAAAAAGGAUGUUAUAGAUAUGAUGACACUGUUAGUGCAAAAUAUUGUUCACAAAAACACUAAUACAAAAAGAAGUGAUGUGAUGAAAACACAUAUUAAUUGA
Messenger RNA from Mesitornis unicolor (brown roatelo), 807 nucleotides. It is a transcript of the gene PDCL2, whose product is annotated as phosducin-like 2. The record is from RefSeq and is a predicted model, not a curated record. Gene Ontology annotation, cellular component: cytoplasm. Gene Ontology annotation, biological process: protein folding. Lineage: Eukaryota; Metazoa; Chordata; Aves; Mesitornithiformes; Mesitornithidae.